Molecule: messenger RNA, 2067 nt
Organism: Aspergillus niger
Lineage: Eukaryota; Fungi; Ascomycota; Eurotiomycetes; Eurotiales; Aspergillaceae
Exons: 4
Coding region: 1-2067 (688 amino acids)
Biological process (GO): amine metabolic process
Molecular function (GO): primary methylamine oxidase activity; quinone binding; copper ion binding
Source: RefSeq, a predicted model, not a curated record
AUGUCACUUGCAGCUCAGGGGCCCAGCUUGGCCACUUCGGCCAGCCCUCACCCGUUUGAUCCCAUCCGGCCUCAGGAAAUCCGCUUGGCUGUCCGUAUCCUGGAAGCUGCCUUCCAGGGUGUCAAGCUGCGCUACAAUCGCAUUGAUAUUCACGAACCCAUCAAGAAGGAUGUGAUUCCAUAUAUCGAGGCAGAGAGGUUAAGGAAACCCCUUCCUCCGAAGCCCGCGCGUCUUCUGUACUCUUACUUCUAUCGUCUCGAUACCGGCGCAUGGUGCAAGGCGUUGAUGAACGCUGACACCGCGUCCGUCAUUUUCGUCAAGGAGUUGCCGGAGGGAGUCCAGCCUCCGGUGGAUAUCGACGAAUUGGCCGUUAUUGAAGAAGUCUGCAUGAAGCACCCCGCAGUGCAGGCGGAAAUUGCAAAGCUCCAGCUACCCCCCGGCAUGACUGUCUGCAAUGACCCAUGGAUGUACGGCACCGAGAGUCUGACCGAGUCGAGACGAAUGUUCCAGUGCUUCAUGUACAUGGUGGAAAUGGACCACCCCGAAAACAACCACUAUUCCUUGCCUUGCAAGUUCUCCCCGGUGUUCGAUGCCUUUACACAUGAGUUGAUCCGUAUGGAUUAUCUGCCGGGCGGCUCGGAUGCACAGACAGUUGAAACCCAGCCCUGGAAGCCCGUCAAGGCAGUUCAAUAUGCCCACGACCUGCAGGAUGAGCCCAUCCGGACAGACCUCAAGCCCUACAUUGUGCAGCAACCCGAGGGACCUUCUUUCUCGGUGGAUGGCAACUUUGUCUACUGGCAGAAGUGGCGCUUCAGGGUAGGCUUCAACAACCGGGAGGGCAUGGUUCUUUACAACGUCACCUAUGAUAACCGCAGUGUCUUCUACCGCCUUGCGGUAUCAGAAAUGACCGUCCCCUAUGGAGACCCUCGCGCUCCCUACCACCGCAAGCAAGCUUUCGACGUUGGCGACGUCGGUUUUGGUCUCAAUGCCAACCAGCUAACGCUGGGUUGUGACUGCCUGGGUCAUAUCAAGUACUUUGACGGCUACCGGGCAGACUGCAAGGGAAACCCGGUCCUGCUGAAGAACAUCAUUUGCAUGCACGAGCAGGAUAAUGGCCUGCAACACAAGCACACCAACUACAGAUCCGGCGCCGCUACCGUGGUCCGCAAUCGCCAGCUUGUCCUGCAGAUGAUCUGCACCGUCGCUAACUACGAGUACAUCUUCGCCUACAUCUUCGACCAGGCCGCCAACAUUGAACUGGAAGUGCGCGCAACCGGAAUUCUAUCGACGGUGCCUUUUGAUAACACCAAUGGCGAGACUGUCAAAUGGGGCACCAACGUUGGUCCGGGCGUGAUGGCUCCUUACCACCAGCACAUGUUCUCUUUCCGCAUUGACCCGGCCCUGGACGGUCACAAGAACACUGUUUACUAUGAGGAGAGUGUACCUCUCCCCGAAGACGAGAAGAACCCUUGGCUUGUAGGCUACACCACUGAGCAGACGGUCAUGGACAAGGCAGGAUCAGCCGACCUCGAUAUCAGCCGCAACCGGGUCUUUAAGAUCCGCAACGACAACGUCAUCAACCCCAUCACCUACAAGCCCAUUUCCUACAAGCUCCACCCAGCACCUAGUCAAAUGCUCCUCCAGAGCAGCAGAGCCAUUGGCUACGGCCGUGCCGAAUUCGCCACCAAGCCCAUCUGGGUGACCAGAUACCAAGACGACGAAUUGUAUGCCGCGGGCGAGUUCACCAACCAGAGCCGACGCGCUGUUGGCGUGGAGACCUGGUCCAAGCGGAAUGACCCUACCGAGAACGAAGACGUGGUCCUCUGGCACUCAUUCGGCAUCACCCACAACCCCCGCGUCGAAGACUUCCCUGUCAUGCCCAUGGAACGCAUCAGCGUGAUGCUGCGUCCAGAUGGCUUCUUCACAAAGAACCCGGCCGUGGAUGUCCCGCAGUCUUCGCAGUCCUUCAACAAGUCUACCCUCCACCCGGACCCUGCUGCUGCUGCACCACCUUCCUGCUGCAGUGCAGGAUCCAGCAAGGCCAAGCUGUACAAGCGCAUGGAUUAG